AGAAGAGAGGUGACUUCAAUCUCAAGGUGGAACGCUGGUAGGGACGAUCCAUUAUCUUUAAAUAUGUACCGAUCUGGCCUACUCAUUUUGUCACCGCAUGUGCACUCUCAGAAGUUAUUCUCUUUGUUAAAAUUUGUUAGCAAUGUGGUGAAUGAAAAGCUGUUUUUAGCAAUUCCACGAAGUCCUUCAGAUUUUAUGUUUUGGAAAAAGACGGCUACGUUGUGUUAUACAACCGCAUGUAAGGUUUGCCCAUCACUAAACGUCUGUCUUCUUCUUCCUACCACCAAGUAUACCAAGCCUUCAGUAAAGUUUGAUAUUGUAAUUUCACAGGAAUCUGAAUUUAGUCCCGUUUGGAUUUUAAAUGAAGCCCACAAUAUCAAUCCACUUUACGGUGAUCGUGUUAUGUAUGCUACCAUAGAUAAUUCUGAAUCAGACCUACCAAUUACUGAUGAUCAGAUAACUGUUGCGUCAUCAGAUGAAUCACAUGAGGAUAUCUCCCGUGUAUGUCUUGGUGGUACUUUUGAUCGGUUACAUUAUGGACAUAAAAUUCUACUUACCGUUGGUGCUCUGUUGGCUAAAGAACAUUUGCUUGUUGGUGUAACAUGCUCUGAUUUACUUUCAAGUAAAUGUCUUAGCCCAUUGAUAUUUUCAUGGGAGAAGCGCAGUAAAAUUGUUCAAACUUUUCUCAGUGAUAUAGGCGUACAGUCCAAAAUUAUGAAAAUUGUUAAAUUAUCUGAUAAAUUUGGUCCACCUGGAUAUUCUUCAGAAUUUGACUGUAUUGUAGCCAGCUCCGAUUCUUUAGAUAAUUGUGAAAAAUUGAAUGAAUUACGACGUGCGAAUGGAUUUAAGCCGUUAAAAAUCGAAGUGAUCAAUUUUAUAUGUUCAGCUAAGAUCUCCAACGAAUAUAAAGCCUAUCCUUUUGACUUGUCGGAUUUAAAGUUAUGUUCUUCAAAACUUCGUUUCAAUGAACUAGGCAGUCUGUUAAAACCUGUUAAUAAUAUAACUGUAAACAAUUCAUGUAGUCCAUAUUUGAUUGGUUUAACAGGACCGUCUGGUUCUGGUAAAUCAUCAUUGGCUAGACGACUCGAACAUUUAAGUGACCAAGUUCAUGUAAUCGAUUGUGAUCGUCUCGGUCAUGAAGCAUAUAUUCCUGGUACUCCUUGCCACCAAGCUCUUUUGUCUCAUUUUGGACGAGAAAAAAUUGCAUCUCCAGUGCCACCCUAUGCAAUAGACAGAGGCCUACUAGGAAGGCUAGUUUUUUCUGAUCCUGCUCAACUGAAAGAUCUGAAUUCCAUAGUUUGGCCUGAAAUAUUAAAAAAAUUCUGACAGUUGUAAAAGAAAUAGAAUGUAAAGCAUUAGAACAAGAUCGGGAUCCUAAACGUCCGGUUAUUAUUAUAGAUGCAGCGGUGCUUUUACAGGCUAGGUGGGAUGAAAUGUGCCACGAGGUAUGGUUAACAGUUUUAUCCCAAACAGAAGCUCAGCGCCGGCUGUGUGAGAGGAACAAUUUAAGUCCGGAAGCAGCAUCAGAACGUCUUGCACGACAAGCUUCUGCUGUUGCUGAAGUGACUGGUGGGUACACUUGGUUUGAAGCAGGUCAGUAUUGUUCUCAGAAAAGUCCUAUCGACUAUGCUCAUGUAAUUCUAAGUACAGAAUGGGACCCAGAAUGUUCGCAGUAUCAAGUUGAAAAGUCCUGGAAAGCGCUACAACAAAGGUUAGAGUUAACUACAACAACCCAAUGAGUGUUUGCUAUCACGAAUUUGCAAUUUCUUAUCUGCUAAUUUGACGCUAUGUAUUCAAUUGGUUGAGUUUUUAUAAUGAAUUUCACUUAUGGAACAAACAUGAUUUCUUAGCUAGUUGGACUUUUUCUAUCAGUCGAUAUUUCUAUGACCGUGCAUAAUAAACCAUUAUUAUUUUCGA
Molecule: messenger RNA, 1917 nt
Organism: Schistosoma haematobium
Lineage: Eukaryota; Metazoa; Platyhelminthes; Trematoda; Strigeidida; Schistosomatidae
Exons: 8
Coding region: 64-1326 (420 amino acids)
Biological process (GO): coenzyme A biosynthetic process
Molecular function (GO): dephospho-CoA kinase activity; ATP binding
Source: RefSeq, a predicted model, not a curated record